Heterobasidion irregulare TC 32-1 is the source of this 1701-nucleotide messenger RNA. RefSeq lists its product as uncharacterized. Bases 1 to 1701 code for a protein of 566 amino acids. The record is from RefSeq and is a predicted model, not a curated record. Lineage: Eukaryota; Fungi; Basidiomycota; Agaricomycetes; Russulales; Bondarzewiaceae. The transcript is spliced from 6 exons.
AUGAAGCUUACGAGCGAGGCGCCGCGAGCCAUCAAGCUUGAAGUUCCGAAGAAUGGUAAUGAUUCUAAACCUCAAAGUCAGUGGACAACCAAGGAGAAAAAGGUGUUGGAUACUCACUUGAAGGCUUUCGUGCGGUGGGAGGUCAACUACGAAGAAGCCGCUGUCCGCGCGACAGUUUGCAAACGGCUCACUGAGAACUGGUCCGGCAUAUGCAACGCAUGCUCUCGUAUCGCGAAGGACGAGUCACUCAAGGAUGCCGUUUAUAGGAAAGAGUGUGAAGCGCAGCUGUCGCGUGACGAACAGCACAAAAUCAACCUUCUGCGUGACAAAUACGCGCCCACAACGUUCCGCAGCAUCGAAGACCGGGCUCUUCAAGGUCUGCUCAAAGACCCUAUGCUCUCGAACCUAUUUUAUCACGCCGAGCGCGACGAUUCGGCCUCUUGCUCCCUACAACUUUAUAAAACUCUCGUCUCUAAUUCUAAAGAUGUCCUUCAAAAUCCGGACCUUGUCUUUGAGAACAUCGCGCGAGUCAAGCGAUUUGCGGAUCACCGUCAAUACACUGGACCCAUUGCGUUCGCAGGUGAUUGCACCAAGGUGCGGCCACGGUUGGCCUACUCCAGUCACUUCGGUGGAUACAUUCUCGGGUCUACUCUUCCGCUGGACGAGUGCAAGAUAAAGCACUCUGAUGACAUUGACCGACUCGUUCAACGCGCCAAGGCCGAAAAGGCAAUUGCAAGUCAAGUUCGUGUCAUUAUGUCCAAGCUUCCAUUGCCGGAUGCACCACCAUUGGCUGUUGCGAUGCUAUCAACGACCGGAAAGGAUAACUCCCGACAAAUCCACAACCAUCACAUGCUCAUCCUUCAGAUGGCCGCACAGCUCGACAUGAAGGUGAUAUCAUUCGCGGCUGAUGGCACCGCUUUGGAGCUGGCCGCACUUUCACUUAUGGAUGCCGAAUCAUCCCCGAUCCCCCCUGUCAUCUACGACCAUCCGGCAUCUGGCUUCUCGCAUGGCACUCAUACAGCAAGUCUCGGCGUUGGAUACCUUGUCAACCGCUCGCUCGUGGAACUCUACGAAACUGGUAAUGGGGGAUUGGUCCAGUCCGAUGUCAAGAAUGUCGACAAAAAGGACGAUGGUGCCGCACGGCGCUUGUUUCAUCACAACGCCCUGCACGCUACGACAUAUUGUGACCCGGCAAAUGGUGAACUCAUUGAUGCAUGGAUUAAUCGGAAACUCGACAUCGAGUCACACCUUCAAGGAGCGUUUCGCGCUCGGUUCUUCCUGCGCAUCUGGCGGUCGCAUAUCGUGCAUCUCACAAAAAAAUACCCAGACCUUUACUCGACAACGCGCUCUUUCAUCUCCCCGCCAUGCUUCAAGAUCCUGAAUCGUCUCUGUGACAGUCUCAUUGCUCUUGCGAUUGUGUAUGCCGAGUACUACCCGCACAUCCCAUUUUGCCCAUGGCUUCUCAGCACCGAGUUUGUCGAGCAUUUCUUUGGUCUCGCUCGGACCAUGCUUCCCAAUUUCACCUUCUCGCAGCUUCUCGCUCUCGUGAAGCACGUUAUGCUACGCCAGCAAAUUUUACUCUCAGGCCAGUUCAACGAAAAAAAGGAGCGGACCUUCCGUGCAGGGUACAUCUUUGACUUCGACAACUCACCACUCACCCCUAAGGAGCUUACUCAGGCGUGCAGUCGCAUCACCAGAUAG